AAUAUAAAGUCACAAUAAAUUCGGGACAUAUAUUGUCCGUAAAUUUCCGCUUCUUAAAUCACUGAUUCUAGUAGAUCCUUAAAAGGAAACUUUUAACAUAUGACGUAUAAUAUCAUUUGGAAUAUGACGCGGCACGUUAAUGUAGUUCAAAGUGCGAAUCGUGUAGCAAACACUAGUAAUAUGUAUUUAUAAAAUCCGAUUUAUUUAUAAUAAUAAUAUAAUUGCGUAUUACAUAUUUAAUAAAAAUAAUUCGAAAAGGAGAAACGAUCGAGGUAGUCUUUCAAGAUGAAAUGUUAGAAAGUUAUUCGAUGGAUGCAAGGAUGACAUCAGCUAUUUUUUGGGGUUUGCAUGCUGUUUGAUUUAAAAGAGGGCUUGAAUUUCAAUGAACACUCAUUGAAAAAUGGAAGAAGAUGAUGAAGUUUCUCUUACAUGCACACGACGAAAAAGCAGUAUUCCUGGAGUAACAAUAACCUCAUAUCGGUCGGCGCAAAACGGCUUAAAUCAAGGCUCAGAACAAACACUGUAUCAAAGUGUUCGCAAUACUCUGUACGAAGACGCAAUAAGUAUGAAUAGUAUGCACAGUGCUGUGUCUCUGGAUAAUGUUCAGCCUUCAAAUGAUUCGUCCACUAUAAAUAAUGAUACAAACGAUGAUACAAACGAAACAGUUAUAGAAAAUAACUAUACAGAUACAAGAAAUAGUAUACGUAACUCAAGAUUGCUUUCUCAUUCUGGUACCAAGUAUAGUUUAUAUUUUUGUGAUGAAAUUCGCUCAAUCGAUUUUAUACUUGUAUGGGAUGAGUAUAAUGGAGAAGCACAAACCUAUCGCAAUGUUGAACGCAGAAGGAUAUUUGAGAUAAAUUUGGAAAAAGAAGGAUUGCAAUUGGAAUAUGAACAGGUGGAAACAAAUGGCUUGCAUUUCAUAAAAAUUCAUGCACCCAAGACAGUUCUACGGCGAUAUGCAGAAAUAUUGAAAUUGAGAUUGCCAAUGAAAGAAUUGUCCGGCUCCUAUCAGCGUCAAACAAGCAACAUUCCUAUUAUCCAAGAAGUCAAUACAUUUAUUCGACGAAUUAUGAGCAAAUAUUAUGUCGACACAACUAUUUUUCCGACAAUGAAACAAAAUUUUACAGCAGUGUAUAGCAGAGAUAAAGAAUAUUUAUUCGAUCUAAAUUCGCCCAAUUUUUUCACAUCGGCAACUCGAUCGCGUAUUGUACAGUUUAUAUUGGAUAGAACUAGAUUCACAGAAACCAAGGAAGAUGAUUUCGCGUUUGGUAUUGAAAGAUUAAUAUCUGAACAUGCAUACGUCGCAGCAUAUCCACUUCAUGAUGGAGAUCUACGUACUGCAGAUUCAAUGCGUUAUCUUUUGUACAAAGAAUGGGCCAGUUUGAGAAAAUGCCUUCAUUACCAACCCUUGGAUUAUAUUAAAGAGUAUUUUGGUGUGAAGAUUGGACUUUACUUUGCUUGGCUAGGAUUCUACACUCAUAUGUUGAUUCCAGCUAGUAUUGUUGGUCUCUUAUGUUUCAUAUACAGUUGUGCCACUUUAUAUUACAAUAAACCAAGUGAAGAUAUUUGUAAUUACAAUGGUACUAUCGAAAUGUGUCCAUUAUGUGAUCAUUUUUGUGGCUAUUGGGAUCUCAAGGAGACAUGUUUACACGCGAGAAUUACAUAUUUAUUUGAUAAUCCCUCAACUGUGUUCUUUUCUAUAUUUAUGUCAUUAUGGGCCACAUUAUUCCUUGAAUUAUGGAAGAAUUAUUCUGCUGAAAUAACCCACAGAUGGGAUUUGACUGGUUUAGAUGCUCAAGAAGAAUAUCCUAGGCCGCAGUACUUAGCACGGCUUGCCCACAUUAAAAAAAGAUCUAUUAAUAUUAUUACAAAUACAGAAGAACCAAAAGUACCAUAUUGGAAGAUGAGAUUUCCUGCCACAAUUCUUAGUUUCUCAGUUGUUUUACUCUUAAUAGCGGUAGCCAUGGCUGCUGUGCUUGGGGUAGUCCUGUAUAGGAUGUCUGUUUUAACUGCAUUAAGUGUUUAUGGAAAUCCUAUGGUAACCAGUUAUGCUAUAUUGUUUACUACUGCCACUGCUGCAAGCAUUAAUCUCUGUUGUAUCAUUUUGUUUAAUUGGCUAUAUGUUUGGUUGGCAGAAUAUUUGACAGAGCUGGAACUACUUCGUACUCAAAGCGAAUUCGAUGAUAGCUUAACUCUAAAAAUUUACUUAUUAGAAUUUGUCAAUUACUAUGCCUCUAUAUUUUAUAUAGCCUUCUUUAAAGGAAAGUUUAUUGGCUAUCCAGGAAAUUACAAUCGUUUUUUUAACUUUCGACAAGAAGAAUGUGGACCAGGUGGUUGUCUUUUAGAAUUAUGCAUUCAACUGAGUAUUAUCAUGAUUGGCAAGCAAACUGUGAACACUAUCUUGGAGAUGCUUUUCCCACUAUUUUAUAAAUGGAUGAAUACUUUGAAAGUACAUGUAGGUGCAAAAACAUUGAACGAUAAUAAUAUGAGAUAUUCGUCUAGAAAAAAUUUGCAGUGGAUCAGAGAUUAUAAAUUAGUUGAAUGGGGACCCAGAAGUCUUUUUCCCGAAUAUUUAGAAAUGGUGCUACAGUAUGGAUUUGUUACAAUCUUCGUCGCUGCAUUUCCGUUGGCGCCGUUUUUUGCAUUAUUGAAUAAUGUUUUCGAGAUGAGAUUAGACGCAAAAAAGUUAAUAAUCAUGUACAGGAGACCGGUCGGACAGCGCGUAAGAGAUAUAGGCAUAUGGUAUCGCAUUCUCGAUUCCAUUUCCAAGUUGUCUGUUAUUACUAAUGCAUUCAUCAUAGCUUUUACUUCAAACUUCAUACCAAGAUUAGUUUAUCUUAUAACAGUUUCUGAUAAUUACUCAUUAGAAGGUUUUCUGGAGCAUUCUUUGUCAAAAUUUAAUACUAGCGAUCUGAAAAGUGAUACUCAACCUAAGAAUCAAACCUCAGUCGAGAUUUGCCGUUAUCCAGAUUACAGAGAAUCGUCAGAUUCGCCAAACAAGUAUGAUUACUCCAUCAUUUUUUGGCAUAUACUAGCUGCUAGAUUAGCUUUUAUCGUCGUUUUUGAGAAUGUCGUGGCAUUUGUGAUGAUUCUUGUACGGUGGUGUAUUCCUGAUAUGAGUCCGAAAUUACGUGACAAGAUACGUCGCGAAGCAUACAUCACUAAUGAAAUUGUUAUACAUCAAGAAGCAUUACGUGCUCUGGAAAGGCCCGAGACUGAUAUAGAGCCAGGAGUUACGCAAACAUACGUAGUUGCCAACGAAAGUACCGAUAGAUGGAAUAGAGUUAUGAGAGAUUGUUUAUCGACUUCCGAACUCGAUUUAGAAGUCCAUGGGUCUCCUAUCUCCCCGGUUAAUACAACUCCGCGUAUUAGCCCUGCUGCAGUUUGAUCAGGAAAAUUCGUCAAAUUUAUGCGAAUUUAUGCAGGUGUAGCGUAAUUUGUUAAAAACUAUUAGAUUAGUACAAAAGAUAUGUCAUUUUUGUCAAAGUAUUAAUAAUUGGACAUUAUAUUCUCCUUCUUUCUCUCUCCCUUUCUCUUUCUCUGCUUUUACAUAAAUAAUUUUUAUUAAUUGAAAUAGAGUUACUAUUAUAACUUAGAAACACUUUUUAAAAUUUUAGAC
Molecule: messenger RNA, 3619 nt
Organism: Camponotus floridanus (Florida carpenter ant)
Lineage: Eukaryota; Metazoa; Arthropoda; Insecta; Hymenoptera; Formicidae
Gene: subdued
Product: anoctamin-1
Exons: 11
Coding region: 401-3388 (995 amino acids)
Biological process (GO): chloride transmembrane transport
Cellular component (GO): plasma membrane
Molecular function (GO): chloride channel activity; protein dimerization activity
Source: RefSeq, a predicted model, not a curated record